Messenger RNA from Triplophysa dalaica, 1251 nucleotides. It is a transcript of the gene cfap300, whose product is annotated as cilia and flagella associated protein 300. The transcript has 7 exons. NCBI's taxonomy places the organism in Eukaryota, Metazoa, Chordata, Actinopteri, Cypriniformes, Nemacheilidae. The coding region runs from base 110 to 910 and encodes 266 amino acids. The record is from RefSeq and is a predicted model, not a curated record.
CUAGGGUUUAGGUUUUUGGUCUUUUGUCCUGCUACCAUGACGUAAUUCUUCACCGUCCCAGCUGAGAGCGCGGCUGGUUUUGUUGUCAUGGUAACGCUCAACAAGCAGCAUGGCGGAGGAGAAACUUUCGUUUGAGCAAGCGUUCACAUUCAACCUGCUGUCCAAAAAAACGUCCACGUUUCAGCAAGACCCAAAGAUAACAAGACUCCUGAUGAAAUGGUCGAUGUUGGGUCGCAUAACCACCCAGGCAUUUAACUUUGACCAACCCUUCCAGCCUUAUAGGUGGAAUGACUUUGCCUGGAAUUUCUUUCAAGAUCCCUGUGUAAAGUACAAUUUGAAGGUACUUGAUAACUCUGGAUCAUGGACACUGCUGGGUAGAGACAUCACACAUGUAAAUGCUGAAGUUAUUCCUUGUACAAAAGUCUCAGUGGAAAUGUUUGAUCCAAUUUACUCAAACGAUAUUGUUCACCCCUCUGGACACAUUGUCAAAUGUUACCAUGAAAUACACCCUAACUUUGAUGAGUUACGCAGGAUUUUGCUUGAAGAGGAUUCUGACAAUUAUCAUAAAAUCAGUGCGGAUGAUCGUCAGGAAUUUCUGUUCAGAUUGUUCAAGCAUAUGGUUUUAGGAGGUGAACUUUGCCAAUAUGAGGAUGUUAUUCACCCUUACAUUGACACUGCUAAAAUAAUAUACAAAGAUAUGGUCAGUGUUCAGAAGGACCCGGGCACAAAAGACAUUAGUUUGGUCUCAACGGUCUUGAAGGUUUCUGCUUAUGAUAUGUCUGGAUUGUGCUACCCAUCUGCCGUAGAAAAUGAGCAGACGUUUGCUUACCUCAGUAUUGAUCCAUUCAAGAGGCAUGUGUAUGUCUUAUACCAUUCCUUUGGUAUAGGGGAUUUUUCAGAGAAACAGUGAAAAACACAAAGAUAUUAUAAAAUACAUGUAUAUGGCUACGUAUUUGAGUUUGGACAUUUGUGAAAAGAGCUUGAUGGAAGUUGUUUUUGUUAUUUUAUUAGCCAAGUUGUUCUUGUUAAUUAUACAUGGUUAUGUUUUUUUCAUUUUUUCUUUAUAAAUUACACUAAUAGCCUAUUUGAUGCGUGAAAUACUCUAAUCUUUCUUUGUUUAUAUCUAUAAUUAUUUUGUUCUGUGUUGUACCUGUCCUUUUAGUAAAGGUUAAGAGCCAAUAGUACAAUAACAUGUGUGUUUUUAAAAAUGGUAUUGAUGAUACGAUUUAAGACUGGCUUGCUUCACUCUCA